UGAGGUCCUUUUUGUCCCCUACUGCUUGCGGUGUCUGUUUCCUCGCGGAAGUGGUGACGGCGAGACACAAAGAUGGCGACGACUGUGGUGGCGCCGCCUGGUGCAGUGUCUGAUCGGGCCAACAAGCGCGGCGGGGGGCCAGGAGGCGGUGGCGGCGGCGGGGGAGCCCGAGGUGCGGAGGAGGAGUCUCCGCCGCCCCUCCAGGCGGUCCUGGUGGCCGAUAGCUUCAACCGCCGUUUCUUCCCCAUCUCCAAGGACCAGCCUCGGGUCCUCCUGCCUCUGGCCAAUGUGGCGCUAAUUGACUACACUCUGGAAUUCCUGACUGCCACAGGUGUACAGGAGACCUUUGUGUUUUGUUGCUGGAAGGCUGCUCAGAUCAAAGAACAUUUGCAAAAAUCCAAGUGGUGCCGCCCAACAUCCCUCAACGUGGUUCGGAUAAUUACAUCAGAGCUCUACCGAUCGCUGGGAGAUGUCCUCCGUGAUGUUGACGCCAAAGCCCUGGUGCGCUCUGACUUCCUCCUGGUGUACGGAGAUGUCGUCUCCAACAUCAAUGUCACCAGGGCCCUCGAGGAACAUAGGUUAAGGCGGAAGCUAGAAAAAAAUGUGUCUGUGAUGACAAUGAUCUUCAAAGAAUCAUCCCCCAGCCACCCGACUCGUUGCCAUGAGGACAAUGUGGUAGUGGCUGUGGAUAGUGCCACAAACCGGAUUCUCCACUUCCAGAAGACCCAGGGCCUCCGACGUUUCUCUUUUCCUCUGAGCCUGUUCCAAGGCAGUGGCGCUGGCGUGGAGAUUCGGUAUGACUUAUUGGAUUGUCAUAUCAGCAUCUGCUCCCCUCAGGUGGCUCAGCUCUUCACAGACAACUUUGACUACCAGACUCGAGAUGACUUUGUGCGAGGCCUGUUAGUGAACGAGGAGAUCCUAGGGAACCAGAUCCACAUGCAUGUAACAACUAGGGAAUACGGUGCCCGGGUCUCCAACCUGCACAUGUACUCUGCUGUCUGUGCCGAUGUCAUCCGCCGAUGGGUCUACCCUCUCACCCCAGAGGCAAACUUCACUGACAGCACCGCUCAGAGCUGCACUCAUUCCCGGCACAACAUCUACCGAGGGCCCGAGGUCAGCUUGGGCCAUGGCAGCAUCCUGGAGGAGAAUGUACUCCUGGGCUCUGGCACUGUCAUUGGCAGCAACUGCUCUAUCACCAACAGUGUCAUUGGUCCUGGCUGCUGCAUUGGUGAUAACGUGGUGCUGGACCGGGCCUACCUGUGGAAAGGUGUUCAAGUGGCUUCUGGGGCGCAGAUCCAUCAGUCUCUGCUCUGUGACCAUGCUGAGGUCAAGGAACAAGUGACACUGAAGCCACACUGUGUCCUUACUUCCCAGGUGGUAGUGGGCCCCAACAUCACGCUGCCUGAGGGCUCGGUCAUCUCUUUGCACCCUCCAGAUGCAGAAGAAGAUGAGGAUGAUGGCCAGUUCAGUGAUGAUUCUGGGGUCAACCAAGCAAAGGAGAAAGCGAAGCUGAAAGGUUACAAUCCAGCGGAAGUAGGAGUUGCAGGCAAAGGCUACCUCUGGAAAGCUGCUGACAUGAACACGGAGAAAGAGGAAGAACUGCGGCAGAGUCUGUGGGGACUCACAAUCAAUGAGGAAGAGGAGAGUGAGACUGAAAGUGAGCGAAGCAUGGAUUCUGAGGAGCUGGACAGCCGAGCAGGCUCCCCCCAGUUGGAUGACAUCAAAGUGUUCCAGAAUGAAGUCCUGGGAACACUGCAGCGGGGCAAAGAAGAGAGCAUUUCUUGUGACAAUCUCAUCCUGGAGAUCAACUCUCUCAAGUAUGCCUACAACAUAAGCCUAAAGGAGGUGAUGCAGGUACUGAGCCAUGUGGUCCUGGAGUUCCCACUGCAACAAAUGGAUUCCCCGCUGGAGGCAAACCGCUACUGUGCCCUGCUGCUUCCUUUGCUCAAGGCCUGGAGCCCUGUUUUUAGGAACUACAUAAAGCGUGCAGCCGACCAUUUGGAAGCAUUGGCAGCCAUUGAGGAGUUCUUCCUGGAGCAUGAAGCUCUUGGUACUUGCAUAGCCAAGGUACUGAUGGGUUUCUACCAGCUAGAGAUCCUGGCUGAGGAGACGAUCCUGAGCUGGUUCGGCCAAAGGGAUGUAACGGACAAGGGCCGGCAGCUGCGCAAGAACCAGCAGCUACAGAGGUUCAUCCAGUGGCUAAAAGAGGCAGAAGAGGAGUCAUCUGAAGAUGACUGAAGUCACAUGCUGCCCGCUCCUGGGGCUCUGAGUCAUUGUCCUCCUGGUUCCUGGGCCAGGACAAGUGCGGAGCUGGUUGUGGAAGGAUGAGUGACCACCGUCCCGUGACCCAAGGAGCAGAGGCUGGAACUACAGUAUUCACACUGCCAGCAACCAUGUGCCUCCCGUCCCAACUGGGGCACUGGGAUGAGGGAAGUCAGACUGGAACAAAGCAUCUGCCUAGGGAGGAGCUGGGCAGGCCUGCGGUUGGAGGAAGGCCAGAGGAACCUGUGUGCUCGGGCUCUCCCUCAGGGAACAGCAGAGAGCAGCUGGCCUCUCUGCUGCUUGUAUUUGUUAAUAUUAAAAAAGAGAG
Oryctolagus cuniculus (rabbit) is the source of this 2590-nucleotide messenger RNA. It is a transcript of the gene EIF2B5, whose product is annotated as eukaryotic translation initiation factor 2B subunit epsilon. Gene Ontology annotation, cellular component: eukaryotic translation initiation factor 2B complex. The record is from RefSeq and is marked provisional. Lineage: Eukaryota; Metazoa; Chordata; Mammalia; Lagomorpha; Leporidae. Gene Ontology annotation, molecular function: translation initiation factor activity; guanyl-nucleotide exchange factor activity; translation initiation factor binding.